Molecule: messenger RNA, 1746 nt
Organism: Carica papaya (papaya)
Lineage: Eukaryota; Viridiplantae; Streptophyta; Magnoliopsida; Brassicales; Caricaceae
Source: RefSeq, a predicted model, not a curated record
AUGAAUAGUGUCUCGGACAGUACAAAUGAGAGGCUGGUUGCACCGUUAAGUAGUGAAGAAAUCAAGCAAACGGUAUUUCGGAUGCACCCCGACAAAUCGUCGGGUCCGGACGGUAUGAAUCUCGCUUUCUACCAAAACUUUUGGCACAUUGUGGGUACGGAUGUGAUUAGAAACUGUCAGUGUUGGUUUGAACUCGGGUCUUUGCCGGAUGGUCUUCUCAAAGGUUUUGGCGAACAGGUUAAGGGAGUACUGCCCUCACUUAUUGCCGAGUCACAGUCGGCAUUUGUCCCUGGUAGGCUUAUUACAGAUAAUAUCGCACUUACUUUUGAGCCAAUACAUAAGAUAAAGCUGGCGGGGAAUAGUAAGAAAGCUAGCAUGGCUCUGAAAAUUGAUAUCAGGAAGGCCUACGAUAGCAUUCAGUGGGAGUACCUGGAGGCUAUGAUGCUACAGUUCGGUUUUGCUCGGAAAUGGGUUCAGAUCAUAAUGUUGUGUGUUUCCUCGGUGUCUUAUAUGGUCAGUGUAAACGGGAAAGAGGUCGGCCCCAUCAUACCGAGAAGAGGGCUUCGGCAGGGAGAUCUCCAUAUCUUUCCAUCAUUUGUGUCGAGGGGCUCUCAGCUCUGUUCAGGAAAGCGGAAAGGGAGGGCCGCUUCCACAGGGUUCAAGGCAUCUGCUGAUGAAUGCUUCAAAAUAAGACAAAUUCUAAAUGAGUAUGAUCGGGCCUCGAGCCAAGCUAUAAAUUUCACAAUAUCGGGUACCUACUUCAGUAGCAAUACAUCCAAUGAGCUGAGAAGUUACUUGAACAACAUUAUGGGCACUCACACGGGCAUUGAUCAUUGCAGAUAUUUGAGACUACCUUCUCUUAUCGGUAGAAACAAGAGAUCCAUCUUUGCUUUUUUGAAAAAUAUGUUAAGUAACAGGCUAAACAAUUGGAACAAAAAAUUUCUGUCUAAAGCUGGCAAGGAAACUCUGCUAAAGUCGGUGGCCCAAGCUCUUCCUACGUUCUGCACGAGUGUCUUCUUGCUGCCUCAAUCGUUAUGUGCGGAACUUCAGAAAAUGAUUAACAGCUUCUGGUGGGAAGAAAGAACUAUGGGAAGAGGAACUUACAUUGGAAAUCAUGGGAAGCAAUGUGUGACAGCAAGGUCAAGAGAUUCGUGUAUGCAAGACCCAUGGUUGCCCCGCUCGAAGGACUGCUUUGUGCACAGGACCUGUUUAGAGGGCAUGGAAGAUCUCAUAGUUAGUGAACUCUUAUCUAAAGACGGUUUGAACUGGAACUCUGACAUGGUUAGAAGACUUUCUGUCAAGGAAGAAGUUGAACUCAUCUUAUCCAUCCCAUUGAGCUUUCGGAGAAUGCAGACUGAUUUAUUUGGUGGCCCUCGAGAGACGCUGGCUUCUCCGGCUGCUCACGAAGUGCUCCAAAGAGCACGCUGCGGAGAUUGUGUUAUCCAUGGAGAUUAUGGGUUGAACGCAAUGAAUUACCCAGGAAUUAGAGCAGGGGUGUUACUAGCCCCAGUGACUUAUGGGAAGCGGGCAAGUGGACGGCCUCACCCCAAGGUGCUUGGAAGUGUAAUGUGGAUGGCUCGGUCUUUAGGGCGGAUGGGCUGGGUGGCUUCGGCGCGAUCAUCCGCGAUUCUGGUGGAAAGGGAUGCUCUACAAUAUCUUGUGUCCCAUCUAUCGGGGCUUGGGUUUGUCGAGGUGGAUGCGUUGCUGGUUCAGAAAGCGUUGUCAUCCGCAGCAUUGGACAUCUGA